AUGAAUUUCCUUACCGAAGCCUUAAAGCCCAUUCAUGUGGUUGUUUGGGGCGGACCAGCCCUGGAACAUUACGGAGUGCAGGCUUUCAUCUACGGCUACAUUUUCAUUGUCAAUGAAUGCGACCGUGACCUCGCCGCAGCAAAGCUGCUGGAUGCCGGAUGCAUUCGUGCAGACUGGUCAUGGGGCUCCACUGGCCCGGCCACGCUGCAGACAUUGGAUGAUAACGCACAACGUAUUCACAAAAAGUCGAUCCCGGAAUAUGAAGAUAUUGACAAUAAUUCCAUUUGCUUUGUAUUUCCUCCAGAGCGUGUUAGUAUCAUGAACGAGCCGAUUGCCCUCGUCCUUCCUUCCUUCGUGGGACUUGGGCCACCACGGACAGCGGUCUUGGGAAGCAGAGAACCAGCUCAAAGUGAGACACAGAACGACGAGAACUCAACACGACUUCACAAGUCCCCACAAGCAGAGGCAUUAGUUCAAAGAGAAGACAUACUUCAAGAGUACACCGCUCAAGAAGUCACGUCUUUAGCAGCCACGCCUCAAAUGGACAUACCCCAGGAAGGCAAACACCAAGAAGACAAACUCCAAGAAGACAAGCCUGAGGAAGCCGCAACACUUUUAGAAUCUCAGACGCUUCCAGAGCAGGAACCAUAUCCGGAACCAGAGAGUUUACAGCCAAUAAAGAGCCAGCAGAACUCGGAACUCUUGCAAGAUGUAAAGCAUAUACCAGACAUAGGAAAGCUGCAAGGCGGGGACAUAAUUCUAGAGAAUACAGCAGAUGAUUCCAAGUUCACAUGCGUCGAUGGUUUCCUCUAUUAUCCGCGUCUUCCAAUCCUGCUCGAAACCAUAAUUCGUGCUCGACUGCGCGUUCCUGAAGAGAAAGUAAGCUAUUGGGCAACCAUGCUGGAAGUCUGGGCCAUUCCCUAUCUUUGGGCACAAGCUAUGGCACCAUACGACAUUCUCGACGAAAUUGAAGAUAAAGAGGUCAAAACAUGGUUCAACAAGGCAACUAAACGGUUCGAAGGUGGCAUUGACCGUGUCACUAAUACCAAGAGGAAGGGAAGGGUGCCAUCCACCAGGCCCCCAGUUGAUUUGGACGCUUUGUUCGAUUAG
Trichoderma breve is the source of this 1110-nucleotide messenger RNA. RefSeq lists its product as uncharacterized. Bases 1 to 1110 code for a protein of 369 amino acids. NCBI's taxonomy places the organism in Eukaryota, Fungi, Ascomycota, Sordariomycetes, Hypocreales, Hypocreaceae. The record is from RefSeq and is a predicted model, not a curated record. The transcript has 2 exons.